Messenger RNA from Ilyonectria robusta, 1295 nucleotides. Its product is annotated as WD40-repeat-containing domain protein. Gene Ontology annotation, cellular component: TORC1 complex; TORC2 complex. Gene Ontology annotation, molecular function: protein binding. Lineage: Eukaryota; Fungi; Ascomycota; Sordariomycetes; Hypocreales; Nectriaceae. Bases 126 to 1079 code for a protein of 317 amino acids. The record is from RefSeq and is a predicted model, not a curated record. The transcript is spliced from 4 exons. Gene Ontology annotation, biological process: regulation of actin cytoskeleton organization; TOR signaling.
CGUCAGCCUUGCAGACUAACGAUCGGGUCCGUUGAGGACCUCGCGACAAUCUCCUUUGCGCCCUCCACAUCUUUCUACACUCUACCAUGAGCUGAGACCCCAGUGAUUUAAUUUCUGUCUUCACCAUGUCUGUCAUUCUCUGCACAGCUGGAUACGACCAUACCAUCAGGUUCUGGGAAGCCCUGUCCGGAAUCUGCUCGCGCACCAUCCAGCACCCGGAUUCCCAGGUCAAUCGUCUAUGCAUCUCGCCCGACAAGCGCUAUCUCGCCGCGGCGGGACACCACACCGUCAAGCUCUACGACAUUAAGUCGACGAACCCAAACCCGCUGCUGACUUUCGAGGGCCACACGGGCAACAUCACCGGCGUUGCCUUCCACUGCGAGGGCAAGUGGAUGGUUACAAGCUCCGAGGAUGGCACCGUCAAGAUCUGGGAGACGCGAACCGGAACGAUCCAGCGUAGUUACAACCACGGCUGCCCGGCGAACGAUGUCGUGAUCCAUCCCAACCAAGGCGAAAUCAUCAGCUGCGACAGAUCAGGAAGCGUCAGAGUGUGGGAUUUGGCAGAGAACAACUGCUCGCACGAGCUCAUCCCUGAGGAAGACGUCUCGGUGUCGAGCGUGACGGUGGCGAGCGACGGCUCCCUGCUCUGCGCUGCAAACAACGCGGGCAAUGUCUUUGUGUGGAACCUUAUCCAGAGCUUCGACCGCACCCAACUCGUCCCUGUGACGCACUUCAGCGCCCACAAGGAGUACAUCACGCGCAUCCUCCUCUCCCCGGACGUCAAGAAGCUCGCAACCUGUAGCGCUGACCACACGGCCAAGAUCUGGGAGGUCAAGAACGUCGAGCCCGCCCCAGACGAGGAGCCGCGGCCGUAUCCGCUCGAGGCAACCUUGACGGGCCACCAGCGCUGGGUCUGGGACUGCGCCUUCAGCGCCGACUCGGCGUACCUGGUAACAGCCUGCUCGGAUCACUAUGCGCGGCUGUGGGAGCUCCACAGCCAGCAGAUCAUCCGCCAGUACAACGGGCACCACCGAGGAGCAGUUUGCGUGGCGCUCAAUGAUUAUUCGGAGACACGAUAAUUACAUGAAGGACUGGUGUCAAAUAGUCGUGCUCUUGAUAUGAAGGACGCGAUGGAAAGGUGACGAACAUGACGUGGCGUGGCGUUCGUUGGAUCUGGAUCAAUUGCUUUAGGGACUGAACUUGGGAUACGUUGCUCGAACGUCGAACUCGGCUCACGAAUCGUAAACUGUAUAUAUACUAUUUUCACAAUAAACUGCUGAGGCAUCUUAACCACG